GGUGCUGCGGAGGCGGAGAUCAAUAUUCGGAAAGCUCUUUCUUCCACCCGCCCAUCGGAAACCUCUGGACCGUUUUGUAUCUUACUUGUGGUGCCUCUCUGAAGCUGUGGGGGCGAGGCUCGAUUUUAUGAACGCGCGCAUGCGGAAAGAGGACGAGGGAGAGGUGUGGACUGUGCGUAUCAGGCAGAAGCAGUGUCCGGAGAUGGAAGGCGUCGAUGCUCCACCCUCGGCUAGGAAUGCGGGGUGCUCGUUGUGCGUGCACUGACGCGGACGGACGCGCUCUGCGCAGCGCCAACCCGAUGUAAGCGGGAGAACCCUUUUGUGCUGCCCGUGCCUCGUUGUCACCUUCCAUGGAGCGUUAUAUAGCCCCGGGCCUUGUACUCCCCCUUACGCCUCCCCCUCCUCCUCCCCUCCUUCUGCAAGGCCGGGUCCUUGUCUCUCCUUAGGCUUCCUUCAGUAGUUUCUUCUGUCAGGUUACAGCGCAGGCCGGUCCACCAUGCAGCUCGCUCUCUCUUUCACCACCCUGCUCGCCAGCGUGCUCUACAUUCUUUCAGCCACUUCCGGCAGCGUCGAGGCAGCACCCGCGAAGCGCAGCCGCUCCGUCACCCUACCACUCACCCGCAUCCACCAGACCCGCGACGAUGUCCACCCGCAAAUCCUCCUGCAGCAGCACAUUAACCGCAGCGUGAAGCGCAUCGCGCGCAUGCAGGGCCGCGCGCCCCCGACCAAGCGCAACAUGGCGGAGAAGAUCGCGAAGCGUCUCUUCAUCCCUGCGGCAGGCCGGCCCAACUUCACGGCGAAUGCGAACGAGAAGCGCUACAACCGUCAAGGCGCGAAGGACAAGGCCGCCGCAGCCGUCCAGGCGUUCUCGGACUUCGUCGACUCCUUCACCGAGGACGACGACCCCACCGUGACCGCGGCCGUGAAGAACCAGGCUGCGACCAAGGGCAAGAAGAAGCACGGCAAGGGGGCACAGCAGGCUGCCGCGGGCAAUGGCACAGCUGCUUCUGCUACUGCUACGGACUCUGCGGCGGACGCGUCUGCGACCGCGUCCAGCAGCCUCACUCCUGCGGACACGCCCACCGCGGACAACUCGCUUGGCCUUGCGAUUGAGGCGAAGGACGUCGGGUACAUCGCGACGAUCCAGAUGGGCACACCGCCCCGCGACUUCAACAUCCUCAUGGACUCGGGUUCCGCCGAUCUCUGGGUCGGAGCGGAGGGCUGCCAAUCGUCUGCGGGCGGGGACUGCGGCAACCACCAGUUCCUCGGCGCGACGACCUCCUCUACCUUCCAGGACUCCACCCAGCAGUUCCAGGUCACGUACGGCACCGGCGCCGUCGCGGGCACCAUCGUCCAGGACGACAUCACCGUAGCGGGCCUCGCGCUCACCGGCCACACGUUCGGUGUCGCCGCUGAGGAGACCCAGGACUUCUCGGAUGACAGUGUCCCCUUUGACGGUCUCAUGGGCCUCGCCCAGUCGACCCUCUCCCAGCAGGGCACCCUCACGCCCGUCGAGGCCCUCGCAAAGGCCGGUCUCAUCGACGACGCGAUCACCUCCUACAAGAUCUCGCGCCUCGCGGACAACCUGAACGACGGCGAGAUCACGUUCGGCGCGCUCGACGACUCCAAGUUCGACGCGUCCACGCUCGUCACCUUCGACAACGUCUCGCAGGACGGCUUCUGGGAGGGCGCGAUGGACAGCGCGUCCGUCGACGGCACGGACCUCGGCCUCACCGGGCGCUCCGCGAUCCUCGACACCGGCACGACGCUCAUCGUCGCGCCCGACGCGGACGCCGCCGCCGUGCACGCCGCGAUCCCCGGCGCCGCGUCCGACGGCCAGGGCGGGUUCACGCUCCCGUGCAACACGACCGCGAGCGUCGCGCUCACGUUCGCCGGGCAGGCGUUCGCGAUCGACACGCGCGACCUCAUCUUCGCGCAGGCGGACGACACGGGCGAGACCUGUGUGUCUGGCAUCAGCUCGGGCGAGAUCGACGGCGCGACGACGUGGCUCGUCGGCGACGUGUUCUUGAAGAACGCGUACUUCUCGACGGACGUGACUAAGAACCAGAUGUCGCUCGCGAAGCUCGUCUAGGCUUGAGCUCACGGACGCUCCUGGAGUCCCGCUCCAUCUCGCGCGCGCGUGCGCGCCCGAGUGCGCGCUGCGCCGCGCUCCCACUUCACGGACGCUUGCCCUGCUGGGCGACCUGUACAUACACGCUGCUUGGACUCUACCUGCUGUCGGACUGGACUGGCUUUCGGACUGGCUUUAGUUUAGCACUGCUUCCAUUUGUACUGGGUUUUGAGCGACGCAUCGCGUUGCAUGCACUGCAACAGAUUUUACUACUGGCGAUCCUGCCUAUGCGUCGGCCUGCUCGGGCAUGUCGUUUCGAGGACCCGAGUCGCAGUCCGGAACCUCGUACCCCGUUACCGAACGCCCGGAAGACAGGUGAUAGGCCAGGGCCCAGGAGACCGUAUCUCGCUGUGCGGAGCCGAGAACACACCUACGACCAUCUCCGUACUGAUCGUCAUCUCGAUUCCUGGUGCGUAUUAAGACAAUCGCACCAACCAGUGUAGUAUAGCUUGCGGCGCGCCCCACUCCAACGCACCUCCAAUCGACAAGAGCACGGCCUCGCAUUGGCUGCCUGAGCUCU
Trametes versicolor FP-101664 SS1 is the source of this 2651-nucleotide messenger RNA. Its product is annotated as acid protease. The transcript is spliced from 5 exons. Gene Ontology annotation, biological process: proteolysis. Gene Ontology annotation, molecular function: aspartic-type endopeptidase activity. Lineage: Eukaryota; Fungi; Basidiomycota; Agaricomycetes; Polyporales; Polyporaceae. The record is from RefSeq and is a predicted model, not a curated record. Bases 497 to 2092 code for a protein of 531 amino acids.